Molecule: messenger RNA, 1245 nt
Organism: Rodentolepis nana
Lineage: Eukaryota; Metazoa; Platyhelminthes; Cestoda; Cyclophyllidea; Hymenolepididae
Source: the annotation of a GenBank genome assembly
AUGUCUGAAGAGGUUAAAGGUUAUGAAAAAUUAAAUCUGAGGGGCGCCAUCGGUUUUAAUGGUACCGUUGAUAAUUGCCUUCAAAUUCACCCCGAUCGUCAGAAUUACAUCUAUGCACUUGGAAGUGCAGUCGUUAUAGAGGAUAUAAUUAGUCAUCAGCAGAGCUUACUACAAGGUCAUUCGAAUAGUAUUGUAUGUUUAGCCGUAUCCCGCGAUGGGUGCUAUCUAGCAUCUGGACAGAUUACUCACAUGGGAUAUAAGGCUGAUAUAAUUCUCUGGGAUUAUGCGGAGAAGAAAGAAAUAACACGCUUCAUCUCACACAGCGUCAAAGUUCAGGCCCUGGCGUUUUCCCCAAAUGCAAAAUACUUAGUUAGUAUAGGUGGACAGGAUGACGGAAGUGUCAUAUUAUGGUCGGUCGAAAAUUUGGCCGCUAUUUGCGGUAGCUCAGCUCAAUUUAAUAACGCUGGAAUAACUAGAUGUAUUACUUACUCUAACAACAAUGAAAACAUGUUCUUCACCGGUGGAGAUUCUAUAUUACGAAUUUGGCAAGCGGACAUACAGAAUAGAAAAAUUCAUCCAACUGAUUGCAGCCUUCGUCAGUAUAAGCGAACGAUCACUAAAGUUUUAGCUGAUAGAAAUGAUGAAAUGUUAUAUUGUGCUACUACAUCUGGUGACAUUUUAGCAGUGCGAAUCGGUUCAGCAAUUGUGCAGUUAGUUUUUCCUGACCGCGACAAAUAUAGCCUAGGUGUUACAUCACUUCGCUUUUUGGAUGACACUUCUCUUAUAAUUGGUACUGGAGAAGGCUGGGAUGACAGCUGCAUUCGAGGCUUCUUCCCUGAAACCGGUCGCUUGAUGUACACUGUAAAUGAAGCUCAUAAGAAAGGAGUAACUGCUGUAGCAGCUAUGGACGGCGGCUCCAGAAUCAUUUCAGGAGGUGGUGAGGGACAAGUUCGAGUCUGGGAGGUAAAAGAGAUACCCGCAACAUGUAAGAAGAAGAUUGCUGCCCAUCGGCAUCGAUCACACCGAUGCCAGGGAGAUCGACGAGGAAAUGAGGAGGAUGAUAGGCCCAAAUUUUUUGUCGAUCUUUUAGCAACGCUAAAGGAACACACGAAUGCGGUCUCUUGUAUUCAGAUUAAUAAAAAUGGUACAAAAUGCGUUUCCUCGUCAGCUGAUGGAACUUGUAUUAUAUGGAAUUUGGUGCAAGUUAACCGAGUCAUAUAUAUAUAUAUAUAUAUAUAUACCUGA